This is a messenger RNA of Annulohypoxylon truncatum, 1053 nucleotides long. Its product is annotated as NAD(P)-binding protein. The transcript has 2 exons. Bases 1 to 1053 code for a protein of 350 amino acids. The record is from RefSeq and is a predicted model, not a curated record. Lineage: Eukaryota; Fungi; Ascomycota; Sordariomycetes; Xylariales; Hypoxylaceae.
AUGGCCCAGACAGUCAGUUUUGACAUCGCACCCGAAAAAGAAGCCGGCAAGCUCCAGUUCCUUCGCCGACAGUUGUUCGGAGCCGCGCCGGCGGUUUUGCGACUUGAUGUCAACCUUAAGGGCAAGACUGCUGUCGUUACAGGGGCCAACGGUGGCAUUGGCCUCGAAUGCUCACGACAGCUCCUUAAACUUGGUGUCAGCAAGCUCAUUCUCGCAGUUCGUGACGAGGCCAGAGGCGAAGCCGCCCGCGAGGCCCUGAUAAACGUGAGAGGACUUGAAAUCAACCAAACCAUCGAGGUCUGGAAGUUAGAUUACACAUCGUACAGCUCUAUUGAUACCUUUGUGCAAAGAGUGAACGCUCUUCAACCUCGGCUUGACAUCGCUAUCCUUAACACCGGCGCCAACCGCGGUCACUUCAACAUCUGCCCGGCGACAGGCCACGAGGAAGACUUGCAGACGAAUUACCUGUCAACCGUCCUGCUAACCCUUCUCCUUCUCCGAGUUUUCAAAAAAGCUAAAUCCACCACUAGUCUGCCUGAAUUUGUCCCAGGACGCAUCGUCCUCGUAUCAUGCGAUAACGCCGCGUGGGCAAAAUUCCGCGAGAAGAUUCAGGAGUCGUUGCUGAAUGCCUUUGACAACGAGACCCUGUGGGAAAGAAUAGAUAGAUACGCCACUACUAAGCUCAUGGGCCAGCUAUUCAUAUCCGAAUUAGUUAAACACGUAUCGCCAUCACUGGCCGUUGUCAAUUGCGCCAACCCAGGUCUGUGCUAUGGCACAGCUCUCGGGAGGGAACUAGGUUUAUUUAACAGUAUGUUUGUUAACAUCUUCGGCCGGGUACCAGUCACAGGAGCUCGUUCGCUCGUACAUGCCGCGGUCAGACAGGACGAAAGAUCGCAUGGACAGUAUGUUGAGGAUGGUGAAUUAAGACCAAUGGCGCCAUUUGUAUAUUUUAAAGAAGCAAAAGAGGUUACUCAACGGCUUUGGGAGGAGACUAUGGAGGAGCUCUCUUUUGCAGGGGCUCAAGACAUUUUCCAGGGCCUAGUUCAGGCUUAG